AUGCCGCAGACACCCCAGCUCGCCGAGAUGCUACAAAGGGAGCGUCGUAGAGCCGUAGCGCCGCAGCGCCGCAGCGCCGCUUUCUCACAUGCUACCGCUUGCGCAACCGUGCAGCUGUGCCGUGCCCCGGGCUGGUUUGGUUCCCCUUGGAACGAGCGGGGAGAUCUCGGUCAAGACGGGGAGAUUGAGGGUGGCUUACAGGCUGUAGCCUGUUGA
Chaetomium globosum CBS 148.51 is the source of this 216-nucleotide messenger RNA. RefSeq lists its product as uncharacterized. NCBI's taxonomy places the organism in Eukaryota, Fungi, Ascomycota, Sordariomycetes, Sordariales, Chaetomiaceae. The record is from RefSeq and is a predicted model, not a curated record. The transcript has 2 exons. The coding region runs from base 1 to 216 and encodes 71 amino acids.